Messenger RNA from Leucoraja erinaceus (little skate), 3042 nucleotides. It is a transcript of the gene foxm1, whose product is annotated as forkhead box M1. Bases 410 to 2647 code for a protein of 745 amino acids. Gene Ontology annotation, biological process: regulation of DNA-templated transcription; G2/M transition of mitotic cell cycle. The record is from RefSeq and is a predicted model, not a curated record. Lineage: Eukaryota; Metazoa; Chordata; Chondrichthyes; Rajiformes; Rajidae. The transcript has 9 exons. Gene Ontology annotation, molecular function: DNA-binding transcription factor activity; sequence-specific DNA binding.
GGGCACAGAGGGAGCGGCGCGGAGACAGACACAGCGGCUCUCGAAGGGGCAGCAGGGACACUGGGACAGCAGGGCUGGGAACACAGGCUCAGUGGUGGCGGCAGCGGUGUUGGAAGGGCCGGGGACACAGAGGUAGGAGGGCCAGGACACAUUGGCAGCCGCAGAAAGCGGCAGUGUCCCCGGGAGACUGACACAGCAGUAGCAGCGGCCGGCGUGGGGGAGUCUCGGACAGAGAGGCGGCCCAGGGGCGGAAGACAUCCACAGCGCGGGAGUUGAGGACAUUCGGGCUGGGACGCCGCCGUGCCCGGGUGGUGCUCUCGGUCGGGCGGGCUGGGCUCGUCCCGCUUUGAACUCGCUACAAUGCAGGCACAGAGUCAUGUGUUGAUGAAACCACUCUUGUUGCAAUAAGAUGAAGGCCAGUCCGAGGAGGCCCUUGAUUCUGAAGCGGAGGAAACGGCCCCUAACCUUCAGCAGUCCCGUCGAUGCAAAGGACACCGCCAGGGAAGAGCAGGCGUUUGGGAGCCAAGACAAGGCCGUGGGUGGAGAUUUUGAUACAGCGAACACCUCCCCGAGUAACAACAUCUUGGGAACGUCACAAAAGAAUCCGGCCGCCGUUGUUCAAAAAUUUCCAGAAGGGAUUCGCAUCGUAAACCAUCCAUCAAUACCCGACACCCAAGUUGUCUUAAUUCCAAGAAACGCAGAUCUUCAGAGUAUCAUAGCAGCACUCACCGCAAAGGGCAAGGAAAGUGGCUCCAAUGGUCCAAAGAAAUUUAUCCUCCUGAGUGGCAAUGCAACUUCUUCCCGCCAGAGUCUGCCCUUGGAGAGUAAUGAUCCUUCCUUAACUCAAGGCAGUUUGUCCAAUGUUCCAGAAGGCAGACCAAAAUCUCUGGAGUUACAGGAAGAAACGGGUGUAAAAGAUGGCAAAGUGGCAUCCUUGGAUGCUGCAAAUGGUGUCAGCAUCAAGAAGGAGGAAUCGUGCACGCCGCGUGUCCCUGAAUCAUUGGUAUCAUCAGCACUGUGUGAUCCAGACACCAACACAGCACCUGCAGCUACUGACCGCCUUCUGGAUGACAGCCUGACCAACAUCCAAUGGCUGGGAAAGAUGAGCACAGAUGGACUGGGAGCUUGCCACGUGAAGGACGAGGCCGAGAAAGAGAACAAAGAGCCUGCCCCACAGGGGCCCACACCAGAGACCGUUCACGAGCGCCCCCCGUAUUCCUACAUGGCCAUGAUACAAUUUGCUAUAAACAGCACCCAGAGCAAGAGGAUGACACUGAAGGAAAUCUACACCUGGAUCGAGGAUCAUUUCCCCUACUUCAAGCACGUGGCCAAGCCAGGUUGGAAGAACUCCAUUCGCCACAACCUGUCCCUGCACGAUAUGUUCAUCCGCCAGACCUCCCACAACGGCAAGAUCUCACACUGGACCAUCCGCGCUGAAGCCAACCGCUUCCUGACCUUGGAUCAGGUCGUCAAGUCAUUGGAUUUCAGCCCAGCCGACAAGACUCAUUGGAUCCAAGCAGCUCCUGUGUUGGUCUGUCAACAACAGCAGAAGCGAUCCAGCAGUAUAGAAGCACCAAAGAGCAGCGUGGCGAUCAGUACAGAGGCGAACCUGAGGAAGAUGAAGCCGCUGCUGCCACGGACCGACUCCUACCUGGUGCCCAUCCAGCUGCCCGUCACCACCGCGCCCCUCAUCCUGCAGCCCUCUCCUCACCUCUCCCUGCCCACCAUCACAGGCCAUCCCUCCACCUCCACCUCCACCGGACAAGACUUGCCCAGGAAACACAAGCGGGUCCGCAUCGCUCCAAAGGUACCAAAUGACACGUUGAGUUGCAACCCGCUGGUGCUGACGGUGAAGCUUCCCGAGAACCCGCUGCUGCUUGCGGCCCCCCCGGCGAGCGCGGUGAUGGACGGCUGCGCCGCGCCGAGACUCAGCGAGGCGGUCAAGGAGAGCGGCUCGCGGCGGAAGCAGAGGCACGUCCUGCAGCCCCUGGAGGAGCCCGUGCUCCUGUUCCCCGAGGUCGGGGAGCCCGAGGCAGCCGAGGUGGGGUUGGACUCCGGCCUAGUAUCCGACCUGUCCACAUUCCACGAAUCCAGGAACCUGGAGCAGUGCCCAGACUUUGCCAACGCCUCCGUGGAUUACAACUUCAAAACGCCCAUCAAGGAGAGGCCCCGAGACGCGCCCGCCUCGUCCACGCCCAGUCGGGGGGCCGGCGGAGGUUCCCCCGUCACGGUGGCCAACAGCUGGAAGAUCGCCCUGACCCCGCUGAAGAAAGACGACAGCCUGUUUGAGUUCAGUCCCGUGAGGACGCCUCACGGCUCCUUCCUCACGCCGCUGAGGAACGACACGGGCUCCCUCAGCCUCAGCAGCACGCCCUUCAAGGAGUUUGCCCUCUUCGAGUCGCCGCGCGAGCUGCUCAACUCUCCCGUCCGCGAGCCCGAGCACGAGGCGGGCUUCUCCCCCCUCCCCCACGACAAGGGUCAACUCAACGCCGCCGCCAACCGCUCUCUGACCGAAGGCCUGGUCCUCGACACCCUCAACGAGAGUCUCAGUAAAAUACUGCUGGACAUCAGCUUCACCGGCCUGGAAGACGAGGACUAUGAACUCAGCAACAUGAGCUGGUCCGCACUCAUCCCAGAACUGCGAUAAAUGGCCCCAGGACAGCGGGCAGAAGACUUUGCUGCUUCAAUGGUUUCCUCUGCCUGUUUGGACCAUUUUAACUUCAAGAUGUCAACUUCAAACUCUCAACUGAAAUGUUUUUUUUAAAAAAGCUGCCCGUACCAGACCCUUGGACUAAAUGUCGGUUCAUUUCUAAACCAUCGGUUCCCACUGCCCAGAUGUGUAAGUACUUGGUGCAUCUCCCCAUUGGAUAUGCCUACUGUAACUCAUUUAAUCACGGUUCACCUCUCGCCUAUACCGGAGCUGCCAUCGUUGUGAUGUUUGAUUUGCGAUAUGUUGCUGCUUUACCUUUCUCGACACCAGGACCACGGGCCACUUUCAAGAGACCUUGUGAUGUUUCUGCCAUUUCAUUCUCUAGUUCUCUC